This is a messenger RNA of Lottia gigantea (owl limpet), 996 nucleotides long. RefSeq lists its product as hypothetical. Gene Ontology annotation, cellular component: membrane. The record is from RefSeq and is a predicted model, not a curated record. NCBI's taxonomy places the organism in Eukaryota, Metazoa, Mollusca, Gastropoda, Lottiidae. The transcript is spliced from 9 exons. The coding region runs from base 1 to 996 and encodes 331 amino acids.
AUGACAACAUUUCAUAAUACUUUCAAUUCACUAUAUUUGAUAGUCUUACUUGCACAUUUUUGUUUAUCACUUAAAUUAUUUCAGAAAUUAGUAUUUCAAAGUGGCCAGCAAGUCAGACUACGUUCUAAUCUUCCUGUAAAUACAGUUAUUAAGUUUGUUCCACAACAAGAAGCUUGGAUAAUAGAAAGAUUUGGAAAAUUCAACAAAAUUCUGGAACCAGGUUUGAAUAUUUUGCUACCAAUUAUAGACCAAAUAAAAUAUGUCCAGGUUUUAAAAGAAUUGGCAAUUGCAGUGCCUCACCAAUCAGCUAUCACAGUUGAUAAUGUAUCACUCAUGAUGGAUGCUGUUUUAUAUUUGAAGAUUGUGAAUCCAUAUAAGGCGUCAUAUGGAAUAGAAGAUCCUGAAUAUGCUAUAACUCAGUUGGCACAGACAACAAUGAGAUCAGAAAUUGGUAAAAUAACAUUAGAUGGUGUUUUCAGAGAACGAGAGUCACUUAAUACCAAUAUUGUUUUAUCAAUGAAUAAAGCUUCUCUAGAUGCCUGGGGUAUAGAUUGUAUGAGAUAUGAAAUACGUGAUGUUAAAAUACCUGACAGAGUUCAAGAUGCUAUGCAGAUGCAAGUUGAAGCUGAAAGAAAGAAGCGAGCAUCUAUUUUAGAAUCUGAAGGUAUCCGAGAAGCUGAAAUCAAUGUAGCUCAAGGUAAAAAACAAUCUAGAAUUUUAAACUCUGAAGCUAAUAAAACAGAACAGAUAAACACUGCUAUGGGUGAGGCAGAAGCUUUGAUAGUUAAAGCUAAUGGUAAAGCUAAAUCUAUAGAUAUUAUUUCAUCUUCACUAUCACAACAGAAUGGGGCAAAUGCAGUAGCUUAUAAUAUAGCAGAACAGUAUGUUAGUGCAUUUGGUAAUGUAGCUAAGGAAGGCAAUACACUUAUUUUACCUUCUAAUGCAGGGGAUGUACCCAAUAUGGUUGGUCAGGUAGGAUACCACCAAAUGAUAUAG